This is a messenger RNA of Melospiza melodia melodia, 3230 nucleotides long. RefSeq names its product Rho GTPase activating protein 24 (gene ARHGAP24). Gene Ontology annotation, molecular function: GTPase activator activity. The transcript is spliced from 7 exons. The record is from RefSeq and is a predicted model, not a curated record. The coding region runs from base 780 to 2747 and encodes 655 amino acids. Gene Ontology annotation, cellular component: focal adhesion. Lineage: Eukaryota; Metazoa; Chordata; Aves; Passeriformes; Passerellidae. Gene Ontology annotation, biological process: activation of GTPase activity; negative regulation of Rac protein signal transduction; negative regulation of ruffle assembly.
GCCUGCCCUGCCGCCAGAGCAUCCCCGCUGCAGGCGCGGAUUCCUCAGCCGCUCCCGGGAUCCUGCCGGCAAGGAUGCGCCGCUGCCGCAUCUGACGCGCCUCUCCCUGGAGAGCUCCUGGUAGUUGGAAGGCAGUAAAACAAGCGAGGAGCCCGUGAGAGCAUCACACGAGGAGCUGGCCGUGUGAAAGGACUUUGGGGAGGAAUCUGGUAUGGACAAAGAGCUUUGACUGUUAUUUUUGCUUCUCGGGUGCGGAAAUAAAGGGUGCCAGCGAGGAGUGUUGUAUCCCGAAGGAUUCUUCUGUGGCCUUUUUGGUAUUGUUCUUCUCUUUCCCCUUGCACACUGCACAGUGCUGAGCUUCUGCUGUGGAAUUAGAGUCUCUGCCACUCAGCCUCCUGUUCCAGCUGGGAGGAAGAGGUCUUUCUCCCGUCCAUCUGUGCAGGCAUUUCUGUUUGAAUGGAAGAUACAUCUUUUUGCUGAAACUCUUUUGUUGUGACAUUGCAUAAUAGGCAGUUGUCUCACUGCAGGAAAUAAAAGAAACUAAAGGAAAUAGAUGGAAAGAAAUUGUUCCCCAAAGCAAAACUGAAGCAGGGAAGAGAACAUCAAGAUCGUUUCAAGCCCUACCCAAGAUCUAGAAGACCACAAAUCUCCUAGCUCCAGAGGAAAAUACACUAUUACAAAAACUCCUCAGCAGUCAGUAGCGAUGAUUAAUCGUGGUGUUUUGUCUGGAUGCUGCUGCUGAAGGAGAGCUUUGGAGGGACGUGGGGGCUCUGGCCUCUAUGAUGCCUGAAGACAGGAAUGCUGGAGUCCGCAGCCCAGGUGCCUUAGCAGCAGCUCCCUUCAUUCCCAAAACUACUUACAGGAGAAUUAAGCGCUGCUUUAGUUUCCGCAAAGGCAUUUUCGGGCAGAAGCUGGAAGACACGGUGCGGUACGAGAAGCGCUAUGGGAACCGCCUGGCUCCCAUGCUGGUGGAGCAGUGCGUGGACUUCAUCCGCCAGCGGGGGCUGAGGGAGGAGGGCCUCUUCCGACUGCCUGGGCAGGCCAAUCUCGUCAAGGAGCUGCAGGAUGCCUUUGACUGUGGAGAAAAGCCUUCUUUUGACAGCAACACAGAUGUGCACACCGUGGCUUCACUGCUCAAGCUGUACCUAAGGGAGCUCCCAGAACCAGUUGUACCAUAUGCAAAGUAUGAAGAUUUUCUUUCCUGUGCCAAAAUGCUCAGCAAGGAGGAAGAAACGGGCCUGAAGGAACUGGUGAAGCAAGUGAAGAGCCUGCCAGCUGUCAAUUACAAUCUGCUGAAAUACAUCUGUAGAUUCCUUGAUGAAGUGCAGUCAUAUUCAGGUGUGAACAAAAUGAGUGUGCAAAACCUGGCUACGGUUUUUGGCCCCAACAUCCUGCGCCCCAAAGUGGAAGAUCCUCUGACAAUCAUGGAGGGUACAGUAGUAGUCCAGCAGCUCAUGUCAGUGAUGAUUAGCAAACAUGAAGAGCUGUUUCCCAAGGAUGUAGACCCUCAGAUGGGACCUGAGGUGUGCAACAACAACAACGAAAUUCCAAAGAAAACCACUGCAGGGCAGCUACAGAACAAAGAGAACAACAAUACCAAGGAGACGGCAGUGAGGCGCUGCUCGUGGGACACACCCGAGUCUCCCCAAAGGGGAAGCAUGGACUGUGAGUCUCCGACUGCUCUGCCAGGCAGCAAGACAAACAGCCCCAGGAACAGCAUCCAGAAACCAGAUGUCACCAGGAGCCCGCCACUCAUGGUGAAAAAGAAUCCUGCUUUUAAUAAAGGUAGCGGCAUAGUCACCAACGGGUCCUUCAGCAGCUCCGUGGAGGGCUCGGAGAAGAGCCAGGCCGUGCCAAACUGCUCCCUGCAAGCCAGGAGAACGUCGUCCCUGAAGGGGCCGGUGACCAAGAUGGGCACCCACAGCGUGCAGAACGGCGGGGUGCGCAUGGGCGUCUCCAGCACGGACGGGCACAGCACCAGCCUGGGCAGCCGGAGCCCGGGCUGGGCGCCCAAUGGCUUCGUCACCCUCAGGGACAACAAGCAGAGGGAGCCCUCGGUGGCUGAGUCUGGCCAGCACAACAGGCUUUCCACCUACGACAAUGUCCACCAGCAGUUCUCCAUGGUGAACUCUGAUGACAAACAGAGUGUGGACAGUGCUACCUGGUCCACGUCCUCAUGUGAGAUAUCUCUCCCAGAGCACUCCAACUCCUGUCGCUCAUCCACCACCACCUGCCCUGAGCAGGACUUUUAUGCGGGUAACUUCGAAGACUCUGUGCUGGAUGGGCCACCCCACGAAGAGCUCUCUAACCCCGGUGACUAUGAGAACAAAAGUGACAGGAGGAGUGUGGGGGGCCACAGCAGCCGAGCCACCAGCAGCAGCGAUAACAGUGAAACGUUUGUGCCCAGCAGUACCAACAACCACAGUGCUUUGCACAGCCUGGUGUCCAGCUUGAAGCAAGAAAUGGCCAAGCAAAAACUUGAAUAUGAGACAAGGAUAAAAAGCCUGGAGCAGAGAAACCUCACCCUGGAGACUGAAAUGAUGGCCCUGCAUGAAGAGCUGGAUCAAGAGAGGAAGAAGUUCACAAUGGUAGAAAUCAAAAUGCGUAACGCGGAGCGGGCGAAGGAGGAUGCAGAGAAGAGGAAUGAUAUGCUGCAGAAGGAAAUGGAGCAGUUUUUCUCUACUUUUGGGGAAUUGACAGUGGAGUCUCGCAGACCAGAAAGAGGCAACACCAUCUGGAUCCAGUGAGCUGUGGAAGCAUAAGCUGUGGGACUUGAGGAAGGGCUUGGGGGUAUUAUACUGUAUCAGGUGGCUGGUCACCUGUCUGAGGCUAGUACUCAGCAAAUGUUACAAACCCUUGAAGGAGGAAAUCAUACAUACAUUAAGCAGUCAUAUCUACAGUGUGUACUUACCAAGUUAUACUCUUUGAAUGCUUCAUGAGACUACUGUCAAGUGUUACAACUGGAUAUGUGUAUAUAAAUUUAAAAACCACCUUAGAGCAAGAGAUGUAUCUGAAGAAAUAUUUUAAUGCAAGUCUUGUAUUUAAACUGGUAAAUUGAGAUGUUGUUGCAAUCAAGCUUUAUAUAAAGGCUUUUCUCCCUUGCACUUAACAUAAUAAGCUAUUUUUGGCAUUGUGUUACCAUCAGCUUAUUUUGUAUAUCAAAUGGGUUUUUUUUGUUUUUGUUACCCCUUUUGCUGGGGAGUGAAGAUAAACAGAUAUGUUAAGGUAAA